This is a messenger RNA of Trichoderma reesei QM6a, 1179 nucleotides long. RefSeq lists its product as uncharacterized. Gene Ontology annotation, molecular function: sterol binding. NCBI's taxonomy places the organism in Eukaryota, Fungi, Ascomycota, Sordariomycetes, Hypocreales, Hypocreaceae. Bases 1 to 1179 code for a protein of 392 amino acids. Gene Ontology annotation, cellular component: cortical endoplasmic reticulum; membrane; cytosol. The record is from RefSeq and is a predicted model, not a curated record. The transcript has 6 exons.
AUGUUAACCAACUGGUUCGCGCAACCCGCAGGCAAUCGAUCCUCCGUCGACGAAGGCAAGAUCGACAACGAUGACGAUACCCAGGUGAUGGAGCCGGAUCAGGGCAAUGUUCUCUCGCACAUCAUUUCCCAACUGCGCCCCGGCGCGGACCUCAGUCGCGUCGUCCUGCCUACCUUUAUUCUCGAGCCCCGAAGCAUGCUGGAGAGGAUAACAAACUUCAUGUGCCAUCCCGAGAUGCUCCUGCACAUCCCCACCAUCGACGACCCGACCGAGCGAUUCGUAUCCGUUGUCAAGUUUUACUUGAGCGGCUGGCACAUCCGGCCACCGGGAGUCAAGAAGCCGCUGAAUCCGAUCCUGGGCGAGAUCUUCUCCUGCUACUGGGACCUUGAAGACAACAAGCGCGCCUACUACAUCUCCGAGCAGACCUCACAUCACCCUCCCAAGUCGAGUUACUUUUACAUGGCGCCCCAUCACCACAUUCGAAUUGACGGAACGCUCAAGCCCCGAAGUAGAUUCCUGGGCAACUCUGCUGCCAGUUUGAUGGAAGGCAUUGCUUUCCUCUCCAUCCUGAAUCGGGGCAGCAACAAGGCCAAAGGAGAGCAAUACAUCUUGACACAGCCCAACAUGUAUGCGCGAGGAAUCCUAUUCGGCAAGAUGAAGUACGAGCUUGGCGACCAUAGCUUCGUACGGUGUCCCGAGCUCGAUCUGACCGCCGACAUUGACUUCAAAACAAAAGGCUGGGUUGGAGGCACCUACAAUGCUAUUGGCGGUGUCAUCAAGAGGGAAAGCACCGGCGAAGUGCUGUAUGAGCUUUCCGGUCUCUGGAGCGAGGAGAUGUUCAUCAAGGACAUGAGGACGGGCCAACGAGAAAUGUUCUUCGAUGCCCACAAGGCAAAGCCAAGCCCGCCGCUCUCACGGCCCAUCUCGGAGCAGGAAGAGCGGGAAUCCCAGCGACUGUGGGAAAAGACGGCCAAGGCUGUCAAGGAGCGCAACCACGAGCUAGCCACGGACGAAAAGACAAAGAUUGAGGACCGGCAGCGCGAGGAGGCUGCCCUCAGGGCCCAGGAGAAUAUCGAAUGGGUUCCGCGGCUCUUCCGAGCGGUUAGGAGCGGGCCUGGAGAGCCUGAGGAAGGCGAGGAAAGUUUGGAGUGGAUCAUCAAUGCCAACAUGUAUGUCUAA